Messenger RNA from Grosmannia clavigera kw1407, 771 nucleotides. Its product is annotated as snare domain containing protein. The transcript has 2 exons. The coding region runs from base 1 to 771 and encodes 256 amino acids. Gene Ontology annotation, cellular component: membrane. The record is from RefSeq and is a predicted model, not a curated record. Gene Ontology annotation, biological process: Golgi vesicle transport. Lineage: Eukaryota; Fungi; Ascomycota; Sordariomycetes; Ophiostomatales; Ophiostomataceae.
AUGAUGGCCUCUACGAAUGAUGGCGACCCGUUUCUUCAGGUUCAAGAAGAUGUCCUCACCCAACUCACAUCUGUGCGACCGCUGUUCGCGUCCUAUUUACGUAUACAAUCACUGACGACAGCGGGAACAUCCCCCGAGCUAUCAUCCGCGCGGGCCGACCUCGACAUAGCGCUUGCAGCAUUGGCUGAGGACCUCGCAGACUUGGUAGCUUCUGUUCGCGCCGUUGAAGGGGACCCGACACAUUAUGGACUGGAUGCAAAUGAGCUUGCACGUCGCCAGCGUAUGGUACAGGAUGUUGGCGGCGAGGUGGACGAUAUGCGCGAAGUGCUGGAAAAAGCACCGCGUAAAUUACGAAAGGGCAAUGUAGACGGAGGAGGUCCCGGGGACAUGCUGCCCGAUCCAAGUUCGUUUGCGAUAGGCGAGGACAUGGCCGGACAAAAUGAUUGCCGUAACGAAGACAACUAUGCCGAAUUUGAGAGGGAACAACAGCUACAGAUUCUCCAUUCCCAAGACCAGCAUCUUGAUGGCGUCUUCCAAACAGUGGGCAACUUGCGCCGACAAGCUGAUGAUAUGGGUCGUGAGCUUGAAGAACAGCACGAGAUGCUUGAGGUGGCCGACAACCUAGCAGACCGUGUAGGGGGUCAGCUGCAGACAGGCAUGGAAAAACUGCAGCAUGUUAUACGGAGAAAUGAAGACAGAUGGAGCAGCUGUUGCAUCGGAGUUUUAGUCAUUGUUUUAAUCAUUUUACUAGUUCUGCUUCUGAUUCUAUAA